Molecule: messenger RNA, 3636 nt
Organism: Peromyscus maniculatus bairdii (prairie deer mouse)
Lineage: Eukaryota; Metazoa; Chordata; Mammalia; Rodentia; Cricetidae
Gene: Pex26
Product: peroxisomal biogenesis factor 26
Biological process (GO): protein import into peroxisome matrix; protein import into peroxisome membrane
Cellular component (GO): peroxisome; peroxisomal membrane
Molecular function (GO): protein-containing complex binding; ATPase binding
Source: RefSeq, a predicted model, not a curated record
GCGCCGUAGUGGCGGGGGGCGGAGGCGGAGGUGUCCGUCUCUGUAGGUUCAGAGUAGGGUUCUGUUGGCGCGCUUGUGACUCUGGUUUCUCGUGUCCUUCCAGCACUUGUCGAGGUGCCUGGCGUUUGGCAGCAUCUCGAUUUAUGUGCAGGCCAGUCCCUCCUGAGUUAGGCUGUCGGUGAGCGCAGGCUGUGCCUCGGGUCCAGCGUCUUUACGGUCCUUUCCUAGGAACUGACUUGGAGAGGCGUGGAGGGGAAGAGUACGAGGCCUGCCGGUCAUCUACCGGGCCCACUCCGGAUUUCCAGGAGUCUCCGGAGAAGCUGCCCUCCUGACGUGUGAGGAGACCCGGCCGAGCCCAGGCUGGCUAUGAAGAGCGACGCUUCGACUUCUGCAGCCCCCUUGAAAGGGCUCGGGGGCCCUUUGCGGAGCAGCGAGCCCGCGCGUGCCCUGCCGGCUGUGUCACCCGGGGCGCACCUGCUAGAGGAGGCGGCCGACCUGUUGGUGGUGCAUCUGGACUUCCAAGCCGCACUAGAGACUUGCGAACGGGCUUGGCAGAGCCUGGCCGAGGAGCCCGCAAGUGGCACUGUUGUGGAGGUGAGGUGCUCCCUGUGUGUUGUGGGGAUCCAGGCUCUGGCAGAAAUGGAUCGGUGGAGAGAAGUCCUGCCCUGGGUCCUCCAGUAUUACCAGGUUCCUGAAAAGCUUCCUCCCAAAGUCCUGGAGCUGUGCAUCCUUCUACACAGCAAAAUGAAAGAGCCUGGGGCUGUGCUGGCUGUGGCUGAUGCCUGGCUCCAAGACCCAGACAAUCAGGGGCUUCCUGAGUACGGAUCAUUGGCAGAACUCCACCUGCUCCGGGUGCUGCUACCCUUGGGCCGCUUGUCAGAGGCCGAGGGCCUAGCCGAGGGCUCUGCAGCUUUCAGCGAGGAGCAGCGGGAAGAAGCGCUGCAGGCCAUCCACACAGCACAGCAACAGCGGACGCAGGAGCACCCGAGGCAGGAGCACCUGAGUUCUCAGGAGCAGCAGAAGCUAAGCCAGCAGGGUUCAUUCUCCUGGAAGUUGAUGUCACUGCUGAGGUUGCUUCGCCAGCUUUGGGGCUCUGUGAAGAGCCACCUCCUCUCUCAGCCCUUCAAAAAGAGCCUCCUGGCCGCCUUGAUCCUCUGUCUGUUGGUUCUGCGGUUUGACCCAGCAACUCCUUCUUCGCUGCCCCUCCUCUACCAGCUGGUCCAGCUCUUCCGCCGGAUCCAGAAGGCCACACUCUCUCGGCUCUACCCACUCGCCCUCCGUGACUGAGUGGUCCUGCCCCGGCUGCCUUGGCCUCCUGCAGUCCACAGCUACAGAAGCAGAGAUGUUGUGUCCGGUGGCUGAGCCCCAGCUGGCUCUGUGGGCCCGGGCCCACAUCGUUCCAGAGAGAGAGACACAAAGGCAGGUGAGCUGUGGCUGGCUGCCUGUGAACCCUCCCUUUGGCAUCCCACUGUGAGGGGGCCUCAGAGGGAGUGUGGAAAUAGUGAUGCCCAAGGCCCAGCCACCCAGAGCAGAGGUCUGGCUGCCCAGAACAGUUCUCUUACCUCUUACUGCAACAGCUCCUCAGAAAGGCAGGGUUCCAGAGCAGGGAAUAUGUCUUGAAACACUGUUGUCUUGACAAAGGCCGAGGGUGCUUUCCAGGCUGGGUGCUGAGGGAGCUGGGGGUCCACAAACAACUGGUGGAGUGGCCUUUGGCCUUCGGCUUCUGAGAAACUUACCUCUGAGAAUUGCUCCACUGCACAGUAUUUGAGUUCCAGUGAAACCAGAGCUGCCUCUUCUCCCAUGCUCCUCCCACAGGCGCCAGAAUUACGAGUCAGUGGACCAUCCCCUCCAGCUGGUCCUCCAGUCGGGCAGGAGGCUUCUGCCUGAGGCGGUUUGCUAUUCAGGCAGAAUGUGGCUUCUGACCCACCAGGUGACCGCUGGGAGCACAGUGAGCCUGCCUGACCUUAUCUCUGGGGAAUGUGAUCUUUCUUGGUGCCUCUUAGUCUUAGCUCAGUUUUCCAGGAUGCCAGGGGCCAAGCACAGCUCUCGUGGACCCACUGUACCCCACUACCCUUUGACCUGUCCAGCUAGCUCUGGCACACACUGUGGCAGGUCCCUCUCUGUGCCCUGCUGUCCUAGUUGCUGUCUGUGGUUUGUAUAAUGCCCGUGUGGCACGGGAAGUAGGCCAGUCUCAGAGCUCUGAGAGCUGAAAAUGGAACUGGGUAAUCAGGUGAUCUGGAAGAGCCGAGGGGGCUGGGCCAAGGGGGCUGAUGGGGGCCGAAGGGACAAACCCCAGGGGCGAGGCACUGGACUUGUUUCAGCUUUUCUUUUGAUGACCACAAAGGUCUCGAAUGUUUCUGUCUAAAUAAAUGCAGAGCAUUCUGGUCCCGCCAGUGUGGCGGCCUUCAGCCGGCCACCCAUGCCAGAUCUCUGUCAGAGUGGAUGAUGGGAAUGCACAGAGGGUUUGCUAGCUUUUUGCUGGUUGAUUUUUAGGAACUGUGAGUCAACAGUUUCUCCUUAGAAGAGGAAACUUGACAGACACUUAGAAUUCCAUCUGAAUCCUGAGGACUUGGGAGCCUUGAUAGCCUUUCCCUGUCCGUUUGUGUAUGGCUUUUAAAUAGACCCCGGCUCACUGGGAGAGAAAAGGACUCGGGAAGGGUUGGAAUCCCUUGAUGAGGAUUCCUCUCUUGCUUGCUUUUGACUUGGGAGUUUCACUGUUGUUACUCGGCUUGGCCCAGGACUCCAGGACUCGAGCGAUGAACUCCACCCACCAGUGGAGUUCUUGAAUAUUUGUGACUCCCAGCUCUUUCUCUUCCCCAGCCUCCAUCUCAAGCCCCCCAUGCAGUGGUGACUUGGUGGUGGUGGGGUUGUUUGCCCCCUCCAGUGCUGGAGCUUUUGGAAGCUGCAGAUCAAGGCUCACAUCCCAGAGUUCAGCCUUCUCAUCUGUAAGUCAGCCUUUAGCUCCCAGGGACUCGCACAUGCGUAAAUGGGCACAUAGGAAGCCCUUGGCACAUUCUCCUGCCCUGAGGAAGAGUUCUCGUGAGUGGUUGCUGAGCCGAGGCCUAGCUGAGCAUGCGUAAGUGCUCAGAGGGGUGAACAAGUGGGCGAUGGAAGAGGGCGUGUGCUUUUGGCAGCCUGUGCGGUCCCCUGCUAUGAAACCUGGAAUGUAUAGGCUUGGUUGUGCCCAGCUUGUCUCUCUGCUCUCUCCCGAUCCUCUCCGUGGGGCUCUGGUUAUCCUCCCGAACGCUGCAGGGCUGUCUGUACCCAGCCCUAACCGCCUGCCAGUCAGGUGAGGAACUUGCAGCCCAAACUGCUGCUGUUACUCUGGCCUUUCCAAGGAUGUAGGCUGGUCCUCAGCUCGGGGCUUAACGAGGCCAGAGUGAAGGGAGGGCCUUCUUGGUAGACCAGUACGGUAGCCAUCAGCCAGAGGUGGCUUUUGAGCAUGAAAUGGGGCUCAUCUAUGUAGACACAUUCUGUGAUUGUAAAAUGUACACACUAGAUGUCAAAGACCAAGUACUAAAACAUAAAAAUAAAACUAAAAUGAAAGAAUGGAAAUACAAAGAUUUUUAUAUUGAUUGAAUGUUGAAAUGAUAAUAUUUUGAAUAUAUUGGGUUAAAUAAAAUCUACUGAAACUAA